AUGAGCGUUUCCGCCAACCGCGCUGCGACGAGGCGGAGCCAGCAGACAAUUUCGGGAGGAGAAAAAGAUAUCGAGCCGUCGCUGAGACCGAUUCAAGAACUCUUCCCUUCUGCCGUGCAUUUCAUUCAAAGGCGGGGUCAUCAAGCUGAAAGCCAUGCAGAUAUUGGCCCGUUGCUUGGAAGUCGCUCACUACUGCCGCCCGCCCGUGCCUUCGGGCAAUCGGAUUGGAAGCAGCAGGCGCUUAUGCAGCGUGAUGUAUCGCAACGCAUCGCAUCACAUCUCACUAGCAUGUUAUUCCUCGCUGUUGCAGAUCACUCGGUCCUAUAG
Messenger RNA from Penicillium manginii, 327 nucleotides. RefSeq lists its product as uncharacterized. The record is from RefSeq and is a predicted model, not a curated record. NCBI's taxonomy places the organism in Eukaryota, Fungi, Ascomycota, Eurotiomycetes, Eurotiales, Aspergillaceae. Bases 1 to 327 code for a protein of 108 amino acids. The transcript has a single exon.